GAAUCCUGACCACCCACCCCAAAGAAAAGAACAAGUCCAACUCUAACUCUCCCAGGCGGCAACUAGGCGCAUCAUUCAUCACAGCAAAAACCUCCACCACCUUGGAAACAAGCAAUGGCGAGGCAGCAGCUCAAGUUGUGGCCUUCUUCGUGGGUGUCGGCGGCGGCGGACACGGCGUCGUGGUGCUUGGCGCUGUCGCUGGUGGCGCUGCUGCUGGUGUGCUCGCUCGGCGCCGGCGGGGCGGGGGCAGGGGAGGCCAUGCUGCCGCAGGUGCGCGGCGCGGCGCUGUCGGCGCGGCCGUGCGAGGAGAUCUACGUGGUGGCGGAGGGCGAGACGCUGCACAGCAUCAGCGACAAGUGCGGCGACCCCUACAUCCUGGAGCAGAACCCGCACGUGCACGACCCCGACGACGUCUUCCCCGGCCUCGUCCUCAAGAUCACGCCAUCCAAGCCCAGGUAGAAGUAGAACCAUCGAUCCAAGUCAUCACUCAUCACCCGCCGUGCGAUCUGUUGUCAUCUAUGAUUGAGGGCAAGCACAAAACACAACUACACAAUUGCUCUGUUGCUGUUCUGUUGGAGCAAAUCAAGGAUGCUCUGCACUCUGCAUCAGUGUAGUGUAGCAAUGCAGAGUAGGUAGCAGCUCUGACUGAAUGAAGCGUGGUUUGGCCGACUGCCUGUGUACACGGGACAUCACUUGUGAAUGGAGAAGUUCAUGAGAUGAACGGAGUAUAU
Molecule: messenger RNA, 731 nt
Organism: Panicum virgatum (switchgrass)
Lineage: Eukaryota; Viridiplantae; Streptophyta; Magnoliopsida; Poales; Poaceae
Exons: 2
Coding region: 115-459 (114 amino acids)
Source: RefSeq, a predicted model, not a curated record